Molecule: messenger RNA, 1583 nt
Organism: Phragmites australis (common reed)
Lineage: Eukaryota; Viridiplantae; Streptophyta; Magnoliopsida; Poales; Poaceae
Product: homeobox protein knotted-1-like 1
Exons: 5
Coding region: 359-1240 (293 amino acids)
Biological process (GO): regulation of DNA-templated transcription
Cellular component (GO): nucleus
Molecular function (GO): DNA binding; DNA-binding transcription factor activity, RNA polymerase II-specific
Source: RefSeq, a predicted model, not a curated record
ACCCCUCCCAACCUUCCCCUUUUCCGCACAUAGAAUACUCCACCCUCUCUUUCCCAAUCUAUCCUCUCUCUCCUCCCCAUCCAUCGUUUCCUGGCUCCCAUGUACUCCCCUGCAGAUAUCACAAGCUUUUGCUGCUGCUGCACCUGCAGCUUCUUCUCCAUCUGCAGUGCAAACAGCUGCUAAAUUCCCAAUAAGCCUCUGGCAUCCUGCCCUCCUCUCUUUCUUUGAACCCCAGCACAACACGAGAACCCUUCACUCCCUACAGUGGCGUACUAGAUUACCAUUUGUGCGCAUAUAGUAAUAGUAGUCGUGUGUAUAGUUGUGAACUUGUGAUGCACAGUUGAGCUGUUGCUGCUCCAUGGAGGAUCUGUACAACAUCCACCCGGGGAUCUUGCGGGUCGGCGGCGCGGCGAGCGAGGCUUCCGUCGUCGGCGUCGGCAGGUCCUCGCCGGCGGAUCUGACGGAACUUAUGAAGUCGCAGAUCGCCAGCCACCCGCGCUACCCCUCCCUCCUCUCCGCCUACAUCGAGUGCCGCAAGGUGGGAGCGCCUCCGCAGAUGGCGUCGCUGCUGGAGGAGAUCAGCCGGGGGAGGUGCGCCGGCUCCGGCGCCGGCGCCGGGGAGAUCGGCGUCGAUCCCGAGCUCGACGAGUUCAUGGAGUCAUACUGCCGGUUGCUGGUGCGGUACAAGGAGGAGCUGUCGCAGCCGUUCGACGAGGCCGCGUCGUUCCUAAGCAGCAUCCAGGCGCAGCUUAGCAACCUCUGCAGCGGAGGCAGCUCGCCGGCGGCGACCGCCACGCACUCCGAUGACAUGAUGGGGUCCUCUGAGGAUGAGCAAUGCUCGGGGGACACUGAUGCUCAAGACAUAGGGCAAGAACACAGCUCUCGCUUAGCUGACCAUGAACUCAAGGAAAUGCUGCUUAAGAAGUACAGUGGAUGUCUCGGUCGUCUUCGGUCAGAGUUCCUGAAGAAGCGGAAGAAAGGGAAGCUACCAAAGGACGCACGGAUGGUUUUGCUCGAGUGGUGGAACACACACUACCGCUGGCCUUACCCUACGGAGGAAGACAAGGUGAGGCUUGCAGCGAUGACUGGUCUCGACCCAAAGCAGAUCAACAAUUGGUUCAUCAACCAGAGGAAGAGGCAUUGGAAGCCGUCGGAGGACAUGCGGUUCGCGCUCAUGGAGGGUGUUGCCGGUGGUUCCGGGACGACGCUCUACUUUGACACAGGCACAAUCGGACCAUGAAUCGCACUUCUUGGGCAGAAAAUUGGCCAGCUCAGGGAGCAGUAGGACCUGCCGUGUGAAGAUGAUCAAUCAGCCGGGGCCAAAAUUGACAAUAAAUCUGUUGGGCCAAAAUUGAACAGAUCUAUCAAUUGCCUCUUUAUUUUGCAAUAUCAUGUGUACAUGGCGUCUCCGUCCGUGCCGAAACAAAAUGUAUGUAUAAGCGGUUUAAGGAGACCUGCAAAAGUUUUUUAUCAGUAGUUUCGUGUACUGGCUCAUGGAUUGUACGUAAUCAGUGCCCUGGCUACCCAAUUUAAUUGUUAGAUAGGCCGAAUGGUUUAUAAAGGUAAUUUUACUUGUGCUAUUC